Messenger RNA from Carassius auratus (goldfish), 2106 nucleotides. RefSeq names its product protein-glutamine gamma-glutamyltransferase 5-like. The coding region runs from base 1 to 2106 and encodes 701 amino acids. Lineage: Eukaryota; Metazoa; Chordata; Actinopteri; Cypriniformes; Cyprinidae. Gene Ontology annotation, cellular component: mitochondrion. The transcript has 16 exons. Gene Ontology annotation, biological process: peptide cross-linking. The record is from RefSeq and is a predicted model, not a curated record. Gene Ontology annotation, molecular function: protein-glutamine gamma-glutamyltransferase activity.
AUGGACCAGUUCAAGGUUCGAUCCAUUGACCUGCAACAGACACAAAACCAGAUCCGGCACAAGACUGACGGUCUGAGCUCCAGCACGCUGGUUCUGCGGAGAGGACAGGCCUUCACAGUGACCAUCAACUAUGAAGGACGACCAUUUGAUCCAGUGAAGGAAAAACUGAUCUUCCAAAUUGCUUUAGGUCCUCUGUCUGUGGAGGUCCCGGUCUCCUCGUUCGGACAGCCCUCUCUGACUCAAUGGAGUGCCUUCCUGGAGAGGCGUGUACUGAACCCAACUGGACCCCGUGUGCUGUCUGUAUCACUGUCCAGCCCUGCGUCUGCUUCAAUCGGCAUCUACACGCUCCAGCUGAGGGUCGAGGCCCGCCUGAAUGUCAAAACACACUCCCUCGGCCAGAUCACGCUCCUCUGCAACCCCUGGUGCCAAACUGAUUCGGUGUUCCUGCAGGCGGAGGAUCUGAGGAAUGAAUAUGUUAGGAGUGAUAUUGGCCUGCUGUUUAAAGGCAGCCCUGGUAAUGUGGUCUCCAGACCCUGGUCGUUCGAUCAGAAUGAAAAGGGGAUACUGGACAUCUGUAUGAAAUUGCUGCAGUUGAGUCCUCAAUAUCAAGCGGACAUGAGAACAGAUCUGCAGAACCGCAGCAGUCCGGUUUACAUCGGCCGUGUGAUCUCAGCGAUGGUGAACUCUAAUGAUGAUAAAGGGGUGUUAAUGGGAAACUGGUCAGGUGACUACAGCGGUGGCAUCAACCCUUCACAGUGGUCCGGCAGCGCAGAUAUUCUCAGGAAGUGGGCAGAAACACAAUUCAGGGCUGUGAAAUACGGACAGUGCUGGGUGUUUGCUGCUGUCAUGUGUACAGUAAUGAGAGCCCUUGGCAUUCCGACUCGAGUCAUCACCAACUUCAACUCCGCUCACGACUCAGACGGGAACAUGGUGAUCGAGGAAUAUUACAAUGAGAUGGGAAAAAAGCUGUCUAUGAGCAAAGAUAGCAUCUGGAACUUCCAUGUUUGGGUGGAGAGCUGGAUGAAGAGGCCUGAUCUGGGUCAAGGUUAUGACGGAUGGCAGGUUCUCGACGCCACGCCACAAGAGAAGAGCGCAGGAAUUUUCCGCUGUGGUCCUGCUGCUGUUAAAGCCAUUUAUCAGCAGAAGGUGGACGCUCAAUAUGACGUGCCAUUCGUUUACGCAGAAGUGAAUGCCGAUGUGCGUACAAUAAUCAUCAAAGACAGGAAGAUAUUAUCAAACAGCAUUGAUAAAAAAAGAGUUGGAGCCCUGAUCGCCACCAAACGUCCAGGAUCCAUGCUUAUGCAGGACAUCACGUCUGAAUACAAAACUGAGAAGGAUAAACUCCCAUCUAGUGCAGAUGCUGGUCACAUAAGACAACCUGAUCGAGGUGGAGGAGGUGGAGGUGGAUUUUCCGGAUCUUACUCUUUUCGAGGCAUGGAAAGUGAAGCUUCUAAGGGCACUGCAGUUUCUCUCCAGCUUCUGAAAGCCCCUGUAGUCGGAGAAAACAUUUCUUUCAAUGUCAUAAUCGCUAACAAUGCGGCCACUCCAAAACUGCUGAAAAAACACGUGAACGCUCAGAACAAGGAGUACAACCGCAAUCCCACUGGAACCUUCUGGGAGGCUCAUGACGACGUGAAGAUCGGCCCGAAAGAAACUCUGACUAUAAAACACGAGAUCUCCUUCAAAGACUACAUGCUGAAGGAGGCUGCGGAGGAUUUUAUGGUUAACCUGGCAGUGGUUAUAGAGGAUGUGGAGUCUCAGGAGAGAGUGCUGGCAUCUGAAGAGUUCAACAUCCGCAGCCCUGCCCUCAAUGUACAGAUUCAGAAUGAGUUCUCGGUCAUCAUCAACACACCACAAGUUGCCACGGUGACCUUCACAAACCCGUUCAAUGCUGCAGUGAGCGGCGAACUGACUGUAUCCGGUUCAGGACUCUUGGAAGAGAAGGCUCAAAUGACGAUUACGAUCCAGCCUCGAGAAACCAUGAAGAGGCCCGUAAAUUUCACUCCCAGGAUGGCAGGUUCCAAGAUGCUUUCGGCUAGUUUAGUGCUGACAAAUCCACCCACCGUCCUCCACGGAUUCAAGACCAUCAAUGUUCAAGCAUCUUAG